UGUAUUAGCGAGACAUGCGAGUAGGAAGUUACUUAGAUUAACGUUUCUGUCUAGGCGAGUAUGCGAUUUAUUUAGGUUUUGAAUAUAACGGGAGUAAAAUCAUCGUAUUUCCUGGAAAGAAUCUUGGACAUUAAAGGUUGCCACCAUGAACUCCGUAUUAACGUCGGUUCGUUCCCUCAUGCAAGUGUUUGAUGGCAAAAUGCAGGAGUUCAUCAGUGAGAUUGAUAAUGUCCACAUGGUUUGGCUGGAGGAGAUCCAACAAGAAGCCAAUCGCAUGUUUUCAAGGGACUUUAAUGCCGAACCUGAAUUGAUGCCAAAAACACCGUCACAGAAAAAGAACAGUCGCAGGAAACGUGUGUCUUUAGGACGUCAAGAAGAAAAUCAAGCAAGGCGGAGAUUUUCAAAGGGAAAGCGCAGUAACCUGCGUGGCUCUUCUGUUAAACCACUAAACCUGAUUCUUGAAGAUGAAUCCAUUCCUGAAGUUUCAACUUCUGAGACCAGCCCCACAGUUCAGCCGAAACGCAACACCCGCAAAAACAAACAGACAAAGCCUGAGGUGGUAGAGGAUGAGGAUAAGCUGUCUGGCAACAGCAAUGAAUCAGAAAAAGUGCAGAACAAAAAGCCCCAGCUGGAAGUGGAGGAAGAGGAAGAGGUGGGCAGAAGUGAUGAUGUGCAGGAUGCUGAAGUCGAUCCACAAGAAGCAAGUGUUCCUGUCCCGUCUCCUCCCAAGAUACCCUUGCCUAAAGUAGUUGUCAGGAUCUCAUCUGAGGAGCGUCUCUCUGCUGAGCUAGCCAAGAUGUCUGAAGCUUCUCCAGGUCGUACAGCCACUAAGAUUCCAAUAGCAGAUGCUACUCAGAACGCGAGGCGGAGCUCUGUGCGAUGCUCCCUCAAACUACGUCACUCAGUUGCUGGUCUCCGGCACAGUAUGACGCAGGAAUCUGUCCGCCGGGCCUCGCAGCGAUCUAUGCUUAAGAGGAAGGCAGCUCGCAUGGGCAAGUCUACAUGUAGCAGCAACAUCAGUGAGGACUCUUCCAUGGACACUGCUGAGGAAGAAGACGCCGUAAAAGAGGCUGGACCUGCAGACACGGUUGAUAAUACUGCUGCUGAAAAAUCAAAGGACUCUUCAAAGAACAAACUCAAAAUAAAUCGGCUUGUUCUGGAACCGGUUGAACGAAUCACUCGAUCUGUGGCUGCAAACUCUCCCAAAUUGGCACCCCCACCGUUAUUUGUCAGCGAGGAAAAAGUGAGCACCCCUGUCAAACGAACAGUUGCCAUUGGGAAACAACAGACACCAGUUCGGAGGACAAGCCGCAGUACUAAACGUAAAGCACCAGACACUGUAGAGGACAGUCCUACAAAGAGGUUAUCUCCUCCCAAGAAGAGUCAAACUGCGAUUAGACCCAAUAUGAAGACUUUCCUCCACACUGUGCAGAAGAAUCAGUUGCUAAUGAUGACGCCAAGCUCUCUCGGUCGAACCUCUACGAUCAAGUCCUUCAUCAAACACACCACCCCCCUGAAACUUGAUCUGAAGAUGAACUCUGGUACUGUGACAAAAGAGCGUUACAAGCUGGAAGCACUGAAGAAAAAGCAGGAGCAAGAGGAGGAAAGGAUGAGGAAAAUGGAGGAGGAGAAGAAGAAGAAACAGGACGAACUUAAACGGAAGAGGGAUGAGAGGAUGAGAAGAGUGUUUGAGGCCAAAGUAAAAGAAGAGCAGAGGGAAGAGGAAAAGAAAAAGAAGAUUGAGCAAAAGAUGGCUCAGAUUGAAGGGAAAAACGAUAAGCAGCGCCAGGCGGAGGAGAAGGCCAAGAAGAAGGUGACCUUGAAGCGUCAAGAGGAGCUGGAGCAGAAGAAACUGGAAGAAGAAGCCAAAAAGAAAAAGAUGCAGCAGGAAGAAGAGAAGCGUCAGCAGGAACUUCUGACAAAGAAGAAGGAGGAAGAAGAGCUGAAAGCUCUCAGAGCGCUGGAGCUGAAGAGACAGCAGGAGAGAGAGCGGCAAGCCGCGGCUGAAAGGGAGCGGGUGGAAAAAGAAAAGGCUCUCGCUCUACAACGCGAAUUGGAAAGAGCAGCAAGAGAAAAAGAGAUGAGGGAACUGGAAGAGAAAAGGAAGGCCCUUGAGGAAAAAAGAAAACUGGAGGAGCAGCAGAGACUUGCUGCGAAAGAGAAGGCUCUUAAAGAGAAAGAGGCCAAGGGGAAGGAGGCUGCUGCUCACAAUCAGGCUUCUGCUAACCUGAACGUGACCGUGGAUAUUGAGAAGUCAGUAAUGAACACACCAAAGGGAAAGGCAGGCGGCAUAAACGUGACGUUGGAUAUUGCGCAGUCCUCGCCUCAGUCGUAUGUCAUCACUCCAAAGGGGGGUAAUAAACCAACAAUGUCCAAAAGUCAAGAGGAUUAUGGAAUGGAUCAGAACAGUGACGACUCCACCGAUGAUGAGUCCGCCCCUCGGAAACAGAUUCCAUCCUGGGCAGAAGGUCCCAACCUGAAGCAGAUAAUAAUGAAGCAAUACUUCAACCCUCCGGAUUUGGACUCGUUCUUCGGAAUUAUUGAGCCACCAAAACUGGAGAACAUCUUUUACAAGAGCAAGCCUCGUUACUUUAAACGCACUAGCUCUGCCGUGUGGCAUUCGCCUCCUGGGGCAAAGUAGUGAUGUACACUGAUACAGUACUUAUACUGGAUACUUAUGUAUAAAGUUUUUGUUUAUUUCAAAUAAAGCAUCUGUUUUUUCC
This is a messenger RNA of Cololabis saira (Pacific saury), 2723 nucleotides long. RefSeq names its product inner centromere protein A-like. Lineage: Eukaryota; Metazoa; Chordata; Actinopteri; Beloniformes; Belonidae. The record is from RefSeq and is a predicted model, not a curated record. The transcript has 21 exons. Gene Ontology annotation, cellular component: meiotic spindle midzone; midbody; nucleus. Gene Ontology annotation, molecular function: protein serine/threonine kinase activator activity. Gene Ontology annotation, biological process: metaphase chromosome alignment; mitotic cytokinesis; meiotic spindle midzone assembly. The coding region runs from base 146 to 2641 and encodes 831 amino acids.